UCGAUUUGGAUCAAAACCGAGGGUUUUGCCCACAAAGACAUCCAGAGCCGUGAAGAACUCGACGAACAGCGUCUCUACCAGACGAUCGAUCCAUUUCUCUGAGAGGUUUUGGAGUUGGGGAGGAGGCUAAUCAGGUUUGUUCUUCGAUCUGAACGUUGGUCUCCGUUGCCAUGUCUGCCGGCGUCUGCGGUAAGCGCCUAGGGUUCGAGGAAAUCUUUGGAUCCCCUUCGUCGGCGCCGCCGUCCAAGAGGUCUCGCUGCUCGCUUUAUGAAUCCCCAGUUCACUCUCCCGAUCUUGGGUUUGGGUCUGACGAUAAGCUAUCCAUUCUCCUUCGCAUGUUCCCUUCCUUGGACCGUGAGGUUGUGGAAACUACUCUAAAUUCUCAUGGCCACAGAAUGGAUGAUGCCAUCAAGAGUCUUCACGCUCUUUGUGUUGGUGGUGAAACUUCAAUAAAAGAAACAGUUAGCCUGGAUCAAGAUCUCACUUCAGAUGGCCAUGUCGUUGCAGGGAAUAAAAUAACUCCUAUGUCUGAUACAAAGGUUGAAGAAGUUAACCACUGCAACUUGAACUUUGACCCUCAAAAUGCUUCGUCAUGGGUGGAUGUUUUUGUACAUGAAAUGAUGAAUGCAUCAGAUUGGAAUGAUGUUCGUUCCCGUGCUACUCAGAUGUUGGAAGCUUUUGAAAAAAGUGUUAUCACCAAUUCUGUGUCUUCUUAUGAGCAAGAAGUCACUUCCCUUAAAGAGCAACUUCAGAGCUUGUUGAGAGACAACCAGAUUUUGAAGAAAGCUGUAGCAAUUCAACAUGAACGUAGCUUGGAGCAAGACGAGAAGCUGAAAGAAAUGCAACACUUGAAGCAUGUCCUUAGCAAAUACCAUGAGCAAGUCCAGGCAUUGGAGCGUAAUAAUUACACAUUGAGGAUUCAUCUUCAGAGAGCACAAGAGUCCAGUUCCAUUCCCGGUCGUUUCCACCCGGAUGUAUUCUAAAACAUACAAUUGCCAUGUGUAUCAUCAGUCUUGCCAUUGUACGAAACCACGUCGGGCAUUACAAAAUAGAAGUUGAAUGAAUUGCCUGUUUUGAUCUUCAGUUUCUGCUGUUUCAACUCUUUCAAAGAAUCUGAAAAAUCAAGAGCAGCACAUUAUUCUACUGUCUCAUCAAAUUGCAAUAGUUUGGAGGUGUGUGCGUUCAGUGCCUACCUUUUUACCGUGUUGUUCAAUUCUGUGUGCUGGUUCAUAGAUAUUGUCUUAAAGGUUUCACAGUAUAGAAUGGAUUUUACUUUUACCGAUCUGUUUGUAAGUUAACCAGUGUCAUUGAAUUAUGGUUCAUUCUA
Messenger RNA from Dioscorea cayenensis subsp. rotundata (Guinea yam), 1327 nucleotides. RefSeq lists its product as uncharacterized. The record is from RefSeq and is a predicted model, not a curated record. Lineage: Eukaryota; Viridiplantae; Streptophyta; Magnoliopsida; Dioscoreales; Dioscoreaceae. The transcript is spliced from 5 exons. Bases 171 to 983 code for a protein of 270 amino acids. Gene Ontology annotation, molecular function: protein binding.